This is a messenger RNA of Lactuca saligna, 2466 nucleotides long. NCBI's taxonomy places the organism in Eukaryota, Viridiplantae, Streptophyta, Magnoliopsida, Asterales, Asteraceae. The record is from the annotation of a GenBank genome assembly.
UAUUUAUUGAAAUUUUAAAAUCAACUGCAUAUCCACCUCCGAUUUGACUGCAUAUCUGUGACUAUACACAGGAAACAUUCCAGCUUCUCAAAUUCUCUCUAAAUUUUCAAGAUCUCUAACCAUCUUAUUUCCUAUCGGUAUGGAUACUGGAUCUUCCUCGUCCUUAGAGUUGCCACAGCAGUUCCGUCAGUUUACACUUUCUGAGAUUCACUCAGCAACCCAAAACUUUGAUGAGUCAUUGGUAAUCGGGCGUGGGGGUUUUGGCAUGGUUUACAAAGGAACCAUCACUGAUGGGGCAACUGAUUUGGUUGCGGCUAUAAAGCGCCUGGAUUCAACCUCUAAUCAAGGAGCAGUUGAGUUCAGGGCUGAAGUUGAGAUGCUUUCUAAGUUAAGGCACUGUCACUUGGUGUCUUUGAUUGGUUAUUGCAACGAUGGGCAAGAGAUGAUUCUUGUUUACGAAUAUAUGUCCCAUGGAACCCUUGCAGACCAUCUUCAUAAAUUUCAGAGUCCUUUAACUUGGGUGAGACGACUCAAAAUAUGUUUAGGGGCAGCCCGCGGGUUAGAUCAUCUUCACACAGGUGCGGGGAUUAAGCAUGGAGUUAUACAUCGCGAUGUAAAAAGCUCAAAUAUAUUGUUAGAUGACAGCUGGGCUGCUAAGAUUUCAGAUUUUGGGUUGUCAAAACUUGGUCCAAUUAAUCAACCGUCCACUUAUGUUAACACUUUUGUGAAAGGCACUUUUGGAUACCUGGAUCCAGUCUACUUUGCAACAGGCAGACUGACGAGAAAGUCUGAUGUGUAUGCGUUUGGGGUUGUAUUAUUUGAAGUCUUGAGUGGAAAACAAGCGGUCGAUAGUAAUCUUGAUGAGGAGCAUUGGGGUUUAGUAAAUUGGGCCCAAGAAGCUCUGAAAGGAGGUAGGCUAAAGCAAAUUGUUGAUCAUACCAUAACAGACAGAAUCUUGCCUAAAUGUUUGAAGGAGUUUGGAUGGCUUGCAAAUAGGUGUUUGCAUAACAAUCCAAAGCAACGACCUACAAUGUCUGAUGUUGUAGUCUCUCUUGAAUCUGUUUUAUCUCAACAGGAUAAACCCAAUUACACAUUGCACCCUCCAGGCAUGAAAAUAUUUGGUAAUAAGGUGCCAAUGUUUCUGUCUUCAUUCAGUGGGGAUAAGUCAGUUGGGAGUAAAAGAUCUUUGGAGUUAUACUUUGACACUAUUGGAGGUGAAAACAGAAUAUUACGCAGGUUUGACUUUCAAACUAUUGUUGACGCAACUGAGAACUUCUCUGAUAGUAAUAGAAUUUCAGGAUGGGGCUGUGGUUCCGUGUACAAGGGAAGGCUGCAAAAUGGACAAGGAGUAUCAAUUGACAGAUAUAAUUCUGAUUCCAAGUACCAAGAUUAUAAAAAUGAAGUGGCGUUGCUGGUAAAACUUGAGCAUGAGAAUUUGCUUAAGUUGCUUGGAUAUUCCAUCAAAGGAACACAAGUAUUCCUUGUCUAUGAGUCUGCACUUUAUGCAAGUCUAGAGUGCUUGAUAAAUGACGUUAAAUGUACUGUGUUGGACUGGAAUAAGCGCAACAAAAUAAUACUAGGUGUUGCAAGUGUACUUCUGUACCUUCACCAGAAUAAUGUCAUACACGAUCUAGGUCGACAAACGGGAUUGAUUGCAUCGAAGUGGAUCACUAAUACGGGACGUAUGGGAUAUAUUGCACCAGAAGUACAUCAGACUGGUCGUCUGUCAACUAAGGCUGAUGUGUAUAGUUUUGGUGUGUUGAUUUUGGUAACCGUGACUGGGUAUACAAUACACAAUCCCAGAGGCAACAUGACCUUUGAAAGAUAUGUAUAUGCUUGGACAAAUUGGUUGGAAGGACCAUCUUCAGAUAUAAUUGAUCCUAGAAUUCAUGUUGACUCAAGCACCAUUACAAGAGUCAUCCACAUUGGGUGGUUGUGUGUUCAAGAAGAUCCAACUAAUAGACCAACAAUGGAGGAAGUUGUUGUGUCUAGCAGGUUAAGUGAAAGCCCUAUUUGAUCUUUAAUAGUAAAGAUACCAUGGAUAAAAUAAUAAAGAUCAAACUUAAAAACUCAAUCCACACAAAGCAUACACACAAUAGUUUUCAAAUCAGAAGUCUUCUGAAAAACAAACAGCUGCAAAAGGUUAAGUGUUGCGCACAUGCUGGGCAGUACAACAAUAAGUGGUCUUCUGAAAAACAAACAGCUGCAAAAGGUUAAGUGUUGCGCACAUGCUGGGCAGUACAACAAUAAGUGGUUAGAAGUUUUUUUUUAGAAAAAAACAAACACCUAAGAUAACGUGGAUCUACAAGGGCAUGUGAGGCUGCAUCGUGAUGCAAGGUUUCAAAUUCUAUGUUUUUAUUUAACUUGUUAUAUAAAUGAAUACAUACUAUGUUCAAUUUAAGUUGUUAUAUGAUAUUGUGAUUAAAUAUUAUGUUCAUUUUAAGUUAUAAUUUUAGUAUGUUAGCA